AUGAAAUCAAAAAUAUUUAUAUUGUUUAUAUUAAAUUUUAUAUUUUCAAUAGGGUUUUCAUCAAAUGUUUAUAAUAGUAAUAUAAAAUUAACAACAAUAGCGAAUGUGGAAACUUUCCCAAACCGAUUUUUGAAAAUUGGAGAUUCGAAACAAAGCGAAACUAUUCAAUUUAAAAUUCUUUUAAAACAAAAAAAUUUAAAUAUUUUAGAGGAUAAAUUUUGGGAUAUUUCAUCACCCAAAUCAGAAAACUAUGGAAAGUUUUUAAAUGAAAAAGAAAUUGAUUCGAUAAUAGCACCCAAUGAAGAAGAUAUUCAAGAUGUUUUAAAUUGGUUAGUUGAUAAUGAAAUAGAAAAGAACGGAAUUACAUGUUAUUCAGAUUAUAUAAAAGUAGAAGCCAGUGUAAAGAAAGCAUCAAAGUUAUUUAACACCAAAUUUUCAGAUUAUAUAUCAACUAGAACUUUAAAUAGGAGAAUUAGAAUUGAUGGUCCUGCAUGGGUUCCUGAAUCAAUUAGUGAAAAAAUUCAUCUUAUUUUAGGUUUAUCAGAUUUUAUUGAGGAUCAUAAAAAGACUAAAUUAAAUAUAAAUAGAAAUUUAAAAGAUGAUUCAAUGUUAAUAACACCCGAUGUAAUUAGGAAAUACUAUGGAGUUAGCGACGAAAUAGGUACAAAUUUGAGCAAUAUUCAAUCAGUUGGGUCACAGCAUAGUGUAUAUAGUGAAGGUGCACUAGAGUAUUUCGAACAACAAUACAACUUAAAUCCAUCACGAAUUAUUACAAACAAUAUGGAAAAUUGCUUACCAGGAGGUUGUGACCAAUUAGAGCCAAAUAUUGAUAUUCAGUACCUAUCAUCAAUGGGAAAUAAUAUUACAACACUAUAUUAUCAAUUAACCUAUGACGAGUGGGUUCUAGAUUGGGCUUUAAAUGUUCAAUCUUUUGUUCCAUUUCCUUUAGUUUCAUCACUUAGUUAUGGGUUUGGCGAGUUUGAUGUAUGUGCGGUGGUUCCUAACAAUUGUAGCUCUCUUGGAAUAGAUUCGGUCGGGUACAUAAACAGAACAAAUAUAGAGUUUCAAAAACUUGGAUUACGGGGAAUGUCUAUAUUGGUUAGCAGUGGUGAUGAGGGGUGUCUUGGUUUUUAUUCAUCAAGUGGUAAUUGCCCAUUAGAUACCUCCAACUAUUGUCCUCUAGGUGGGUGUAAAUAUACGACUACAUUUUGUCCAUCUAUUACAAUAUCAUUGUCAAAUGGAAGCGAAUGCUUCUUUCCAAUGGGGUAUGGUAAUGAUACUUGUUUUAACUUGUUUUUAAAUUCAAACUAUUCUGAUUCUAUUAAUAACUUCAUAGAAUCAAACAACGACGAUCAAUGUACCACCACAAUCGAUAGAGACUCUAGAAACAAUCCACACUUUUACACAAGCUGUUCGUGUGACUCUUUAAUUCCAUAUUAUGACGAAGAGCUCGAAUUAAAAAUUAUCAGUUUCGAAUUUGACCCGGAAGCUGGUCGCUUAUUUGAUUUAGAGUUUCCUGGUUCAUCGCCUUAUAUCACAUCAGUAGGAGCUACACAAAUUUUAUCAAUGACCGAACCGGAAAUCGUUUGCUCUAUUACCACUGGCGCAAUUAUAGUUAGUGGUGGUGGAUUUUCUGCAACCCAACCCCAGCCAUCAUAUCAAGCAUCAGCUGUCUCGAAAUACCUCGAAAAUGGGGCAUCAACAUUGCCACCAUCAUAUUCAUUCAAUCCAUCCAACAGAGCAGUACCAGACAUAACAUUAGCAGGUCAUAGCUAUUCAAUUGCUAAUAGUGUAAAUCAAUCAUCGAAUGAAUGCCCAUGCGAAUUAUCAUCGGUCGAUGGCACAUCAUGUUCAGCUCCUUCUGCAGGUGGUAUUUUUUCAUUAAUUAAUGACCACCUUUUAAACUCUAAUAGAUCACCUUUAGGGUUCCUAAAUCCAUUACUAUAUCAAGCUGCAAUCGAGCAACCAAAUGUUUUCAAUGAUAUCACUGUUGGUAAUAUCAAAUGUAAUGGUGUCUAUUGUUGCGAGUAUGGUUACUCUGCAACACCUGGUUAUGAUUGUGCAAGUGGCUUAGGUUCGAUUAAUUAUCAAAAUUUAAAAGAUUAUAUUUUAUUAAUAAAAAAAUAA
Molecule: messenger RNA, 2127 nt
Organism: Dictyostelium purpureum
Lineage: Eukaryota; Evosea; Eumycetozoa; Dictyosteliales; Dictyosteliaceae
Exons: 2
Coding region: 1-2127 (708 amino acids)
Biological process (GO): proteolysis
Molecular function (GO): serine-type endopeptidase activity; tripeptidyl-peptidase activity
Source: RefSeq, a predicted model, not a curated record